AAAAAGCUCGUAUUUUAUGUCCAUUAUUAUCUAGAAGUCAGAACCACUAAUAAACCCACAUUCAAGCCCACAGGUAAAUUACAGAGCAAGUUAAAUCAACGUAGACUUUAAUGCGAAGCUUUUAUUAAACAGGCGCCUAGCAAUUGAUCAUUCAUUUCGUGUACCUCAGAACGGCAGCAUGUCUAAUAACAUACUGAAAAAUGAAAUCUCACUUGAAUUGGCUUUUUUGCAGUCGAUUGCUUCCAAAAUAUUCCUUUGCCCUUUUAUUGGUAGAACGAAAUUUCAAAUGAUUGGUUAUUACAUAAUUUGCGUGCUAAUUCUUUGCACAAUCAUGCAGCUUUUUCUAACACUUUUUAUUGAAGGCAGCAAGGAUUGGAUCGAAAUAAUCAAUGUCGCUCCCAAUCUGGGUGUGAUUGUAAUGGCUUAUAUAAAAUACACAAGAAUUAACGCAUAUAAAGAAUUUUAUGAGCAGAUAUUCUAUCACUUUCAAGAUGAUUUCUGGAAUAUGGUAGCAACCAAAUCUAAAGAACACCAGAAAAUUAUCAAGACCUACAAAUGGUUGGUGAUGGUGAUCAAUCGUUUUUUGGUUUACUACACUAUGCCCUUAGCUUUAACAGUCGACUCUUUUCCGUACCUACUCAUGGUGUAUAAAAACAAAGUACACGGUGUAUCUGGUGAAUACUUAUAUCCUUAUGAUGCAUGGUACCCUUUUGAUAAAGUAAAAUGGUACGCUGCUGCAUAUAUUUGGGAAAGUUUCAUGACAGCUAUAGUUAUAGCUGUAUUUACAAUCGCUGAUGUAAUGCACGUAUCUUAUGUGGGAUUUAUUUGUAUGGAGUUAAAAAUACUCGGGAAUUGCUUAGAGGAAAUUCUGAGUCCUCACGACGUUGAAAAAAUGCGAAAAGGGCAUAAUGUCAGUGCGAUUCACCGGACUGUUGUCAGAAAAUUAAAAGUCAUUAUAGUGAAACAUGACUUCUUAUACAAAAUAUCAUCUAAACUUGACAAAGUUUUAGGUGACGCAAUGCUUCUCAACUAUUCCCUCGGAGCUAUAUUUAUUUGUUUAACAGCUUUUACGUUCACGGUCAUAGACGUUACAUACAAAAGGAUACGUUACUUCCUUAUGUUUAUGUCGCUGGUCAUUGAAAUAUUUAAUAAUUGCCUUCUUGGACAAGUAUUAAGUGAUCAUAGUAAAAAUCUUACAGAAGCAAUAUACUUCAGUGACUGGCCAAACGCCAGCCCUGAAGCGAAGAAGUUGAUGCUAAUGUUUAUGGUGAGAACUCGGAAACCAUUCCAGUUGACUGGAAAUGGUUAUAUUGUCAUGAAUAUGAACAGUUAUAGCAGCAUUUGCAGCACAUCCUACCAAUUAUACAACUUACUGCGCACCAUUUAUCAAUAAAUAUUAUUGAAAUUAGAUUUUACCAUAAAAUAUCACAAAAAAUACAGCAACUAAAUGAAUUAUAGUAAAAUUAAA
Maniola jurtina (meadow brown) is the source of this 1468-nucleotide messenger RNA. RefSeq names its product odorant receptor 67c-like. Gene Ontology annotation, cellular component: plasma membrane. The record is from RefSeq and is a predicted model, not a curated record. Gene Ontology annotation, biological process: sensory perception of smell; detection of chemical stimulus involved in sensory perception of smell. The transcript has 5 exons. Gene Ontology annotation, molecular function: odorant binding; olfactory receptor activity. Lineage: Eukaryota; Metazoa; Arthropoda; Insecta; Lepidoptera; Nymphalidae. Bases 179 to 1393 code for a protein of 404 amino acids.